AUGUUACUCUUCUGGCUCGCUGCGUACUGCAUAUUGCCAACUUUCUACUGUCUUAGCUAUUCUUCCCAUUAUCAAGUUGCUUCCCCAUCCGCCCACAAACUUCCGGAAGAUGUCGUCAGAUUUCGGCGAUAUUUCUAUUUUUCACAUUCAUCUACGGGAAAAAUCAAACGAGCUGCAACCGCUCGUGUGGAACGCAUUUGGCCUGAUGGGGUUAUACCCUAUCUAAUAGCUGGAAAUUUCUCAGGUGAGCAUAAGAACUUGUUCCAGAGGGCGAUGCGGCACUGGGAGAAUUACACCUGUGUGUCGUUCGUACCUAAGCUGGAUUAUCACAAACAUUAUAUAAUGUUUACCAUCGACAAGUGCGGGUGCUGCUCUUAUGUGGGACGCCGUGGUGACGGCCCGCAGGCUAUUUCAAUAGGGAAAAAUUGUGACAAAUUCGGGAUAGUAGUUCAUGAACUUGGUCAUGUAGUCGGUUUCUGGCACGAACAUACUCGACCAGAUCGAGACCAAUAUGUGGACAUUUUCUAUAAAAGUAUUCAGCCAGGACAGGAUUAUAACUUCGAGAAAUCGAAACCGGAGGAGGUUGAUUCGCUGGGAGAGCCAUAUGAUUUCAAUUCAAUUAUGCAUUACGCACGCGACACUUUUUCACGCGGAACAUUUCACGAUACGAUACUUCCAAAGCCGAGUUUAGGUUUCCGAUCAGAGAUCGGUCAACGGGUGCAGCUAAGCGAAGGUGAUAUACGGCAAGCGAAGAAACUGUAUAAAUGCGCAGCUUGUGGCGAUACAUUGCUCAAUGAGUCGGCCGAUCUCGUUCCGUCCACUAUCGGUAGAUGUGUUUGGCGCAUUAUUGCAGCUGAAGGCCAGACAAUAUUUCUGAAUUUGACAGGUGCUUUUCUGAACUCCCCCCUCACCGAUUGUUUGUCGGAGCAGGAUGAUGUCAUCAUCGUUCGCGACGGUUACUCUCGGAGGGCGCCAGUAUUGGAUAAAAUCUGUGGCGAUGAAACCAAUUAUCGCACUGUGGUAUCGUCCGGAAGUCGACUGUAUGUCGAGCUUCUUUCGAACUCACUACCCCAAGCAUCGCUAGGCAAAUACCAUUCUGUUUGUGGUGGUCCAAUUUACGCUGAUAGCGGUGUCAUUCAGAGUCCUAGGUAUCCAGAGUCGUAUCCACCGAAUGCUGACUGUUUGUGGACUGUCCAUGUUUCGGAAGGCUAUCAGGUUGCCGUCGAAGUGGUUUAUUUUCAUCUCGAACAACACAAAGAUUGCAUAUAUGACCGUGUAGUUUUUUGGGAGAGCACUGAAAGUGGAGCCCCGUUGGCUACAUUGUGUGGAUCAGUAACGAAGAGACAAAUUGUUACGAGAGCAAGCAACGAAAUGGCCAUAAGGCUAUUCUCUGAUAAUUCCGUGCAAAAGUCAGGAUUCGAGAUAGCGUUUGUUCGCGAACUGGACGAAUGUACUUCGGGAGCACAUCAUUGCGAACAGCUUUGUGUUAAUACAGUCGGAAGCUUCAGGUGCGACUGUCAUGUUGGGUACAGUCUUCGCCCGGACGGAAGAACAUGCGAGAGCACAUGCGGAGGUUUCAUACGCGCUUCUUCUGGUUCUUUUGCUUCACCAAACUUCCCCCAACACUAUCCCUCUUCAAAAAAUUGUGUGUGGGAAAUUGAAGCAGAUGAAGGAUACCAAAUUUUCCUUAAUUUCACUUCCUUCAAUGUAGAGGGGAUGAAGACGGAAUGUGCUUAUGACUAUGUGAAAAUAGGUGAAAGUGAGAAGCUCUGUGGGGAUUAUGCUGAACCUCUGCUAUUCACAUCUGCCUCAAAUCGAGUCAGAGUUGAAUUUGUUUCUGACUCGUCCGUAGAAAGAACUGGUUUCUUUGCUCAUUUUAUUGCUGACCUUAACGAAUGCCAAACGGAUAAUGCUGGCUGCGAACACAUUUGCCAGAAUCGUCUGGGGUCCUAUAUAUGUCUCUGUCAACCUGGGUAUGUCCUUGCUGCGGAUGGGCAUAAUUGUAAGGAAGGAGGAUGCUUCUUCGAACUCAAUUCGCCUUUUGGUGAAAUCAAUACGCCAAAUUUUCCAAGCGAUUAUCCUAAGGCCCAGAACUGUACCUGGCACUUUGUGACAACGCCAGGACACCGUCUUAUGCUUACUUUCUCAUCGUUCCAAGUAGAAGAACAUUCACAGUGCAAGUAUGAUUCGGCGUCGAUAUACGAUGGAGGAGACACUAAUGCUCCAUUGGUUGGUAUCUUCUGUGGUGUGACACCACCUCCAAUGUUCAUGUCUUCAACGAAUGAGCUCUUUCUCACGUUUACUUCAGAUGCAUCUGUCUCGCGGCAGGGGUUUGAAGCACAUUACACAUCAGUUUGUGGAGGUAGGCUAACUGCCGAGUCAUCACCGGGUCAUAUUUACUCGCAUGCCACAUUCAGCGACAGCAAAUACGGAAAGAGCCAGGACUGUUGGUGGAAAAUAUCAGCAAGGUCGCGUCAACGAGGUGUGCGAAUUCAGUUCAAUGCUUUCACGUUAGAAGCUGAAGAGAGGUGUCAGUAUGAUUAUGUGGAGGUCUACGACGGGUCCGAACCUGUCCAAAAUCGGUUGUUUGGGAGGUUUUGCGGUGACAGCAUCCCAGAUUCCAUCACAAGUACAGGACCGGAAAUCCUUUUGAUUCUCCAUACUGACGAUUCAGAAGAAGAAAAAGGAUUUGUAGCUGAAUAUCGUGAAGCUCCGCGUGGUCGCAUAAGACCGGCGCCACAACCUACACUGCGGAUUUCAAAUAAGGAGCCACUGAACUUUUGA
Necator americanus (New World hookworm) is the source of this 2784-nucleotide messenger RNA. RefSeq lists its product as uncharacterized. Gene Ontology annotation, molecular function: serine-type endopeptidase activity; zinc ion binding; metalloendopeptidase activity. NCBI's taxonomy places the organism in Eukaryota, Metazoa, Nematoda, Chromadorea, Rhabditida, Ancylostomatidae. The record is from RefSeq and is a predicted model, not a curated record. Bases 1 to 2784 code for a protein of 927 amino acids. The transcript has 22 exons. Gene Ontology annotation, biological process: proteolysis.